AUGGCCAGCACGACGCCAGCAGAAUGGUGCCAAGCUUUCUGCAUAGUCAGCUCCGCGAUGCUCUUCUCGAUGCAAGUUCUCCCGGAAAAUGCGCGCAAAGCCUUGUUCGCAUACGGCGCCAGGAGGCCGGCACAUACCCAGCAUGGCCCGAAUAGCCAAGCUCCUGGGCAGAAGGCCGAGGCAAAGUCAGAUUCUCUCCUGGUGCUGACAAGCUAUGCACAGGUGCCUCACUCGUGGUUCAUACACUUCUACAUAGCAUCUGUGUCAUGGUCAAUCUUCUGGGGCUGGCAAUACAUCUCCAAGGGCUCGAUCAUGCGGGCCAUGGCUGAGAUGCAGCAUCGAUCUGCAGUGGAGGAUCAAGCUCCAGAGGUCACCCUGAGUGCCACUCUGGUGACUUGGCUUCUGAUGAGCACCCAAGGAGCGAGAAGACUGUUUGAGUGUCUCUUCGUCGCAAAACCCGGAUCAUCUCCCAUGUCGGCCUUGCACUGGGCUCUUGGAGUAGUCUAUUACACAGUUGUGGGCAUCAGCGUCUGGAUUCGGGGAUCAGGGGCAAUCCUCAAAUCGUGGGAGUCGCCACAGCCAAUUGAGUUUACACCGCAAAUCAUAAUCGGGGCCGCAAUCUUUGGCUUUGCCGGUGCUCAGCAAAACAACUGCCACAGAUAUCUGGCGAGCCUCAAGAAAUACACGCUUCCAAACGAGGGCUGGUUCCAGUACCUCGCUUGCCCCCACUACACGUUCGAAUGCCUGGUUUACGUGGGCCUUGCCGUCGCUGCGGCGCCCCCAGGAACCUUCUUUAACAGAUCUGUCUUGUACGUGUUGCUGUUCGUCGUGACAAAUCUCGGUUUGACAGCAUAUGGCACGAAAAAGUGGUAUGCCGAGAAAUUUGGUGCAGACAAGCUGGUUGGGAAAUGGGCCAUGAUUCCGUUUGUAUUCUAG
Messenger RNA from Trichoderma gamsii, 936 nucleotides. RefSeq lists its product as hypothetical. Gene Ontology annotation, cellular component: endoplasmic reticulum. The record is from RefSeq and is a predicted model, not a curated record. Gene Ontology annotation, molecular function: 3-oxo-5-alpha-steroid 4-dehydrogenase activity. The transcript is spliced from 2 exons. Gene Ontology annotation, biological process: polyprenol catabolic process; dolichol-linked oligosaccharide biosynthetic process. The coding region runs from base 1 to 936 and encodes 311 amino acids. Lineage: Eukaryota; Fungi; Ascomycota; Sordariomycetes; Hypocreales; Hypocreaceae.